GACAACAGAUAGAACGUGGGCAGCCGCACCCUUUGCGUACUGUCGGAGGGCGCGUUUCUCUUCCGUCAUGUGCCUGGCCUACCUGUCCCCGCAGCUUCUUCCAGAUACACUACUGCAACGGACCGGCAGUACAUGUGUGCGCGAGCUGGAAUGAGCCAUUGUCCAAGUUCGUGAGCUGGACUCUGAGGUUGUCUGAAGUUGUUCAAGACUGGCUGCACAUUCACAGUUGAUAUCUGUGGUAUAAAAACUAUGACGAAGUCGUCAACAUUCUCCAGUGCUCUGGACAUCCUCUCCUCAGCAACAUCCCGACAGCAGACUCAGCCAUGUACGCCUUCGCCAAGCUGCUCUCUGCCCUCUCGCUCCUCGCCGUCGCUCACUUCGCCCCCGAGGCGACGGCUCAAAGUCCCCCUGCCAACCGUCCCACCGGCGGAUCCAUCUGCUCUACCACGCCGUUCUUGGUCGAGAGCGUGAUACCCGCCAAUAUCAACGACAACGGCGGCGAGCUUUUCCCGCCCCAGCCAUUGACGACGUACCCGACCUACACUGCGCUGUCCGUCGGCACUCAGAACUACACCUGCGGAGAUGACGGCACCUGGGCUGGCAGCGGCGCAAUCACCUACCUAUACGACAUCUCCUGCCUCCCGCUGGAUCACCACCAGCCGUUCACGUCGUUCAUCGCCGCACUCUGGGAUGCCGCCCCGCCCACCGUGACCGCUGCAGACAUCGUCGCUCUCACUGAGAAAGUCAACCCGGGUGUCGGGUACGGUAUCCACUACUGGAUCUCAGACCCAGUCAACGCGACGAGCGGCAAUAUCUAUGCCAAGUGGGACUUCAGCCAGUCCGAGCGGAUGGAGAACGACACCAACAAGGCGAAUGCGUACUUGGUCGCCGGCGAGUCGGCCAAUGUCCCCGCUCCGAACGACCCUUCGGUCAACUCGAACUGGCUUGUGGAGCCUGUACUUGUGAUCAACGGGACGAAGGCUGGACAGCUGGCGGACCAGGUGUGGAGGAUCAAUUCUAACGGUGGUCAGGCCCCGAACACCACAUGUGUUCCCGGCUCUGACCUUCAGGUUAAGUCUACGCUAGACUUCUUGUUCUACGGUGGUGCUUGGGCAGACACUAUCUUUUAAGGAAUAUGACUGUGGAAUUGAGCUAGAUCUUUGUGGGUGCUACUUGAAGUUCGCGGCAUUAUCGCGCUCGGCUUGAGGGUUUCAAUUCAAAAUACAUUUAUCUCUCAUAUUUGAGAGCCUUGCUGCUUACUUUUGAAAAUGUGUUGGUGUGC
Messenger RNA from Phanerochaete carnosa HHB-10118-sp, 1282 nucleotides. RefSeq lists its product as uncharacterized. The record is from RefSeq and is a predicted model, not a curated record. The transcript has 4 exons. Bases 324 to 1130 code for a protein of 268 amino acids. Lineage: Eukaryota; Fungi; Basidiomycota; Agaricomycetes; Polyporales; Phanerochaetaceae.